Helianthus annuus (common sunflower) is the source of this 660-nucleotide messenger RNA. RefSeq lists its product as uncharacterized. Bases 1 to 660 code for a protein of 219 amino acids. The transcript has 3 exons. NCBI's taxonomy places the organism in Eukaryota, Viridiplantae, Streptophyta, Magnoliopsida, Asterales, Asteraceae. The record is from RefSeq and is a predicted model, not a curated record.
AUGGAGGAUAGGGAGUUGGAGGAGGAUGAACAAUGGGUUUGGGCAGAAUGUAAACAUGGUAUUGAGAAAUUGGAAAACUUUUAUAUUAGAGAUUUGAAACAAAGAUCUAGAAUAAAGUGGGCUUCGUUAGGUGAUAACAAUACGAAGUUUUUUCAAAGUGUCAUUAAUAAAAGGAGGUCGAGCAAUGCGAUUCAAGGUUUGAUGAUAUAUGGCGAAUGGGUUUCCGAGCCAAAUGUGGUUAAACGAGAGGUGUUGAGACAUUUCAGUAAAUUGUUCAAAGAACAGAUUAAUAAUCAGUCGGGUAUUAUUUGUGAUAGGCUAAAGCGUAUUCUGAAUGAUUUAGUGGGUGGUUUAAUCUCUCUGUUUACUAAGGAAGAGAUUAAAAGAGCAGUUUUCGAUUGUGGGUCAGAAAAAGCCACGGGUCCAAAUGGUGUUAUUAGCUAUGGUUGUAGUUCGGCGUUUAUCACUCUUAUUCCCAAGUUAAGAAAUCCGGUUGGUUUAAAAGACUUUAGACCAAUCACACUGGUGGACAUUAUAAACAAAGUUAUCUCCAAGGUUUUAGCUGCGCGCCUCAAGAAGGUUAUUGGCUUGGCUGAAAAGAAAGAAGAAAGCGGCGUUUUUAAUAAAGGUGGAUUUCGUAAAGGCAUACGACGACGUUAA